GCGGGCCGCGCGUGCAAGUACAGCGCGGUGCUCAUGCGCGGCGUCUACCCCUGGGACCCGACGAAGCCCUGCCAGGACAGCUUCUUCGUCAACGAGUCCAUGGUCGUCGACGGGCUGGCGAGCCACUGGUUCGCGGUCAUGGACGGCCACGGGCCCGACGGCGACGGCUGCGCGCACUUCAUCCGCGACAAUUUGGAGAAGGUCGCGCGGAAGCUGCACAAGAAGCACCCGGACUGGUCCUGGGCCGACGUGCUCUCCAACUCCUACGAGACGGUCAACGCCAUGCUCCACCGGUCGGACCGCGUGUCGUCCGUCGACUCCGGUUCCACGCUCGUGUCCGUCUGCAUCCGCCGCGACGUCUGCUACUGCGCCAACGUCGGCGACUCGCGGGCCAUCAUCGGGACGCUGGACCGGUCCACGGGCAGGUGCGUCGCGAAGCCCCUGUCGUCGGACCAGACGCCCUACCGCAAGGACGAGCGCGAGCGGUUACGGGAGUGCGGCGCGCGCGUGCUGACCAUCGACCAGCUCCAGGGCCGCGCGCCGCUCACCGACGACUACAUCUGCGCCCUGGGCGACGAGAUCGACGAGGGCGGCGACCCGCCGCGCGUCUUCCUCAUGGACGACGACGUGCCGGGCACGGCGUUCUCGCGGUCCAUCGGCGACUACACCGCGGAGACCGUGGGCUGCAUCGCGACGCCGGAGAUCUCGGAGACGGCCGUGGGCGAGGACGACGUCGUCGUCGUCAUCGCGUCCGACGGCGUCUGGGAGUUCCUGACGAACCAGGUCGUCCUGGACAUGUGCCUCGAGACGGACGACCCGUUCGUCGCCUGCAACCGCAUCGUCGCCAAGGCGGCCUACGAGUGGGUCACGCGCGAGCAGCGCACGGACGACAUCUCCUGCAUCGUCGUCUACCUCAACGACCGCGAC
Messenger RNA from Aureococcus anophagefferens, 927 nucleotides. RefSeq lists its product as hypothetical. Lineage: Eukaryota; Pelagophyceae; Pelagomonadales; Pelagomonadaceae. Gene Ontology annotation, cellular component: nucleus; cytosol. Gene Ontology annotation, molecular function: protein serine/threonine phosphatase activity. The record is from RefSeq and is a predicted model, not a curated record. The transcript is spliced from 2 exons. Gene Ontology annotation, biological process: protein dephosphorylation. The annotation marks the transcript as partial.